CGCAGAGCUCGCUUGGGGGGAAACAGGGCCCCGCGAGCACACUCGCUGCGGGGCCUUUUGAGGAGACGACAGACCGGUGUGGACGCAGCCUAGGGAAGUCCAAACGUGUCCUGUGGUUGAGUCCCAGGAGAGGGGGUUAAAAUACAGCGCGGCCUGUGAGGAUUGUCGUUUCUAUUUAAUGGCUUGAAAGCUGGCUGACGGAUCGAUCUCAGCAAGGAACUGUGAAGGAAUCAUUGCUGGGGGGUACCACACAGAUCUGUUCUGGGCCCAAUACUGCUUAAUACUUUGAUCAAAGAUCUGAAAGUGAAUAUAAAACCGGUGCUGAUGAAAUGUGCAGAUGACACACAUGCUGUCAGAAUGGUAUAUAGUUAUAAGGACAGGGCGGUCAUACAGAGACAGCAGGGUCACUUGGUAACUUGGGCCCAUUCAAACAAAAUGUGUUUUAACACAAGACAAAUACAAGGCCUAGGAAAAAAUAAAGAAGGUCUUACUUACAAUAUAGGGACUUUAUCUGCAGUGCAGUGACCCUGAAAAGGACUUCAGGAUUAUGACAGAUAACCAACUCAGCAUGAACUCCCUGUGUGAUGCUAUGGCUAAGAGAGCCAACACCAUCCUUGGAUGUAUAACCGGGAGAACAUCACCUCUGUUUACAGCACCGGUGGGCACAUUACCAGAUACCGUGUCCUGUUCUGCCGUCCACACUUCAAAAAGAAUGUUUUUGAGAAACUGGAAAAGUUCUGAAAAGAGCUAAAAAGGAUGUUUCAAGGUCGGGAAAACUUGUCUUAUAGUGAAAGACUAAAGAAGUUCAAUCUACUUAGUUUAUUCAAAAGAAGGUUAUUCUCCAUCUACAAGUACCUUAAUGGAUAGCCCAACAUCCCAGGCUGGUCUGCCUUGGGGGGAACCUCCUCCCUGCGUGCCAUGGAUUCAGCACCUCGUCCAGCCUCUCCACCAACAACCCCAUGUGGAAAUGCAGGAUCAAAUACACCACCAGGCCCAUUGGCAUGAAAAAGACCGGUGGCCGUGAUCACACAGGUCGUAUCACUGUGCAUGGGAUCGGCGGGGGGCACAAGCAGCGCUACCGCAUGAUUGACUUCCAGCGGCUGCGCUAUGUAUCUGGGGCUGAGUCAGGCCCCUACGAGGAGAAGGUGAUCCAGGUCCGGUACGACCCCUGCAGGUCGGCUGAUAUUGCCCUGGUGGCUGGUGGCAAGCAGAAGCGCUGGAUCAUUGCAACAGAAAACAUGCAGCCUGGCGACCUCCUCAAAACCUCGGGGCACAUAGGCAGGAUGGCAGUCUCUGCCAGUGAGGGGGAUGCGUACCCAUUGGGAGCUCUGCCUGUGGGGACCCUGAUCAAUAACCUGGAAAGCCACCCUGGGAAAGGAGCGCAGUACAUCCGAGCAGCAGGGACCUGUGGGGUGUUACUGAGGAAGGUGAAUGGAACGGCCAUUGUGCAGCUGCCAUCUAAAAGACACAUACAGGUGCUGGAGACCUGCAUGGCCACUGUGGGGCGAGUUUCCAACAUUGAUCACAACAAGCGGAUCAUUGGGAAAGCUGGCCGGAACCGCUGGCUGGGGAAGCGCCCGCGCAGUGGCUUAUGGCAUCGCAAGGGCGGCUGGGCAGGACGCAAGAUCAAACCACUCCCACCCAUGAAGAGCUAUGUCAACCUUCCGACAGCAGCAGCUCGGGCUUGACACCUGGCGCCCGCCCCUCAAUGGCUGUCAAUAAAAUCAGCCCCUCAGCUCUCA
Gopherus evgoodei (Goodes thornscrub tortoise) is the source of this 1742-nucleotide messenger RNA. RefSeq names its product mitochondrial ribosomal protein L2 (gene MRPL2). Gene Ontology annotation, biological process: cytoplasmic translation. Gene Ontology annotation, molecular function: RNA binding; structural constituent of ribosome. The record is from RefSeq and is a predicted model, not a curated record. The transcript has 7 exons. Gene Ontology annotation, cellular component: ribosome. Bases 960 to 1688 code for a protein of 242 amino acids. Lineage: Eukaryota; Metazoa; Chordata; Testudines; Testudinidae.